Molecule: messenger RNA, 1162 nt
Organism: Melampsora larici-populina 98AG31
Lineage: Eukaryota; Fungi; Basidiomycota; Pucciniomycetes; Pucciniales; Melampsoraceae
Exons: 2
Coding region: 269-1162 (297 amino acids)
Source: RefSeq, a predicted model, not a curated record
CAUGAUUAAGUAAUCUUGCUUGAGUCUAAAUUCACUAUUUAUAGUCGAGUUCCUUUCUUUACGAACGUAACCACUUUUUACUUUUCCUUACCAAAUCCUAAACCGUUUACAUAUAUCAUCUUUAAUCUUUCUAGGUAGAUUGCCUGCUCUUCGAUAGUCUCAGCUUCGAUUCAUAGUUGAUCGAACUGAGCCUCAAAUCAGAUAACGACCUCUGUUUUCCUUGAUACUCAUUUUCAACGGCAAUUAUACCCCUCAUCACAGUUCAACCAUGACGGAUAUCUUGAUGAUUCAUCCAACAGAUUGGUAUUCCUUUCACCAUGAUAUGUAUCAAGAUUUCCAUGAUCAGAUCGAGUCUCUGUACGAGGUUCAAGAAGCAAAGACCAUAGACGAAUCUCUUGCAUCCCUCGAUGCGCAUCCUAAGCCUAAAGUGGUCCUUCUAGUCCAUGGCGAGAUUUGUGACAAGGAGCAUUCUAUGGUGAUCAAGAAAGUCUCGACAUUCGCCAAACAAGGUGGAACUGUGAUCAUGUGUUUCAACUUUGCGAGUUUCUUACCAUUCCCGACAACCAAAUGGAUCUUUCAAAAACAUCUUGGUCUUACAUGGGAGCUUGGAGCCUACACGAGACAAGAUUUCAAGAUCAACAAGAUUUUCAAAAACGUUUUCAAGAUUCCCUUGGACACCAAUUAUAACGUAAAAGCUUUAAACAUCACCAAAGUCUCCGAGCAUUGUCAGAUAUAUACUGUGACUGGAGCGGUCAAACAUGAAUCAUCGGUCAUAUUUGAAAGGUACACCGAUACAGGAUUCAUUGGCUACAUUGGAGAUGUGAACAAUCAGACUGGAAGUCAAACUGUUCUGUUAGCUAUGCUAGAUAAGGCAAUCAACAUCAAUAUUCCACGCACGCACCCGAAACAUAGCAAAGGCAAAGCUAAGAAGGUGCCGAUAAAAGCCGAGAUUGAAUCACAAGAUGAUCAAGCAGGUCAAUCAACUAGCCUACAGGGUAGAAUGAGUCAACUUACUAUUUCGGCUACACAACCCACACAAACGAAGUCUUCGCAUGUCAACAAAAGACGCGAGAGGAGAAAACUUGGCGCUCAAAAUGCUCAGUCUAGCCAGCCAAUAGAUCCUCAAGUUAACAGAAGUCAAUCUACUGCACCGGCUACUUAA